Monopterus albus (swamp eel) is the source of this 756-nucleotide messenger RNA. Its product is annotated as perforin-1-like. Gene Ontology annotation, biological process: immunological synapse formation; T cell mediated cytotoxicity; defense response to virus. The transcript is spliced from 4 exons. Gene Ontology annotation, molecular function: wide pore channel activity. The record is from RefSeq and is a predicted model, not a curated record. The annotation marks the transcript as partial. Gene Ontology annotation, cellular component: membrane. NCBI's taxonomy places the organism in Eukaryota, Metazoa, Chordata, Actinopteri, Synbranchiformes, Synbranchidae.
AUGUUCUGUGAGUACUACAGCUAUCGAGUGUCCAGCAGACCAAAGCUGCAUAAAGAGUUUCACCAAGUAUUAAAGCAGCUCCCCAAAGUCUACAACCCAGAAUCCAAGCAACAGUUUUAUAAACUGAUUGACAACUUUGGCACCCAUUACAUCACCAAGGUGAAGCUGGGAGGAAGUGUUCAAUCAGUGACCAGCAUCAGGCAGUGCCAGGCCAGCCUGCAGGGCCUCAGCUCGGAGGAGGUGCAGAUGUGCCUGGAAGCUGAGGCAUCCGUCACCAUCAAAGUGACAGUAAAAGCUGAAACAAAGCACUGCAAGAAGGACAUUGAGAAGACUGAAAGUAAGACAUCCUUCUCCAGCCUUUUCAGUGACAGGUUCACAGAAAUAAAGGGGGGCCACACCCCAGAGCCAGAUCUUCUAUUCUCUGCUGACAAAAAUCCAUCAGCCUACAAGGAGUGGCUGAACACACUGCCACAGAAUCCAGACGUGGUCUCAUAUUCACUGGACUCGCUGCAUGAAUUACUGCCUGUAAAUACCCCUGUCAGGAAGAACAUGCGCUUGGCCAUCAGCCAUUACAUCCUGGAAAAAGGCCUGUGGAAGAACUGUAGUGAGCCCUGUCAGGCCGGCAUCAAGAGCGACUCCAGAGAUUCCUGCGUCUGCCAAUGCCACAAUGACCCUGCUGUAAACCAAGACUGCUGCCCAACGCGCAAGGGCAUGGCACGGGUCAUCGUAACUGUACAACGGGCCGAGGGACUGUGG